This is a messenger RNA of Drosophila busckii, 2732 nucleotides long. It is a transcript of the gene Miro, whose product is annotated as mitochondrial Rho GTPase. The coding region runs from base 172 to 2151 and encodes 659 amino acids. Gene Ontology annotation, biological process: small GTPase-mediated signal transduction; mitochondrion organization. Gene Ontology annotation, molecular function: GTPase activity; calcium ion binding; GTP binding. The record is from RefSeq and is a predicted model, not a curated record. The transcript is spliced from 4 exons. NCBI's taxonomy places the organism in Eukaryota, Metazoa, Arthropoda, Insecta, Diptera, Drosophilidae. Gene Ontology annotation, cellular component: mitochondrial outer membrane.
UUAGUUUUGUGCUCAUCACUAGAGUUAGAGUAAAUCAGCUGCCGUGUUCAUCUUCGUGUCUCGGCUAAAUUCUGCAAUUUUUGCAUAACAAAAACCAACAAAAUUGUUUGAUAGGCAAAACAAAACGUUAACUUACUGGCAACUGAGAAACGCGUUGGCAAACUAAACGAAAUGGGGCAGUACGCAGAGUCGCAGCGUAAGAAUGUGAGAAUUUUAUUGGUAGGCGAUCCAGGCGUGGGCAAGACAUCGCUAAUACUGUCGCUGGUAAGCGAAGAAUACCCAGAGGAAGUACCAGCGCGAGCCGAAGAGAUAACAAUACCGGCUAAUGUAACUCCCGAGCAAGUGCCCACAAAUAUAGUCGACUACUCCAGCAUGGAGCAGUCUGAUGAGACGCUGGCGGCGGAAAUAAACAAGGCACAUGUUGUAUGCAUUGUGUAUGCGGUCAAUGAUGAUGAUACAUUGGAUCGCAUUACAACACACUGGCUGCCGCUGGUGCGUGCAACAUGCAACAGUGCUGACGGCGAGCCCGACGUGAUGCGCAAGCCCAUUGUUCUAGUUGGCAAUAAAAUAGACACGAUUGAUUACUCCACUAUUGAUAGCGUGCUGGCCAUUAUGGAGGACUAUCCAGAAAUAGAGAGUUGCGUUGAGUGCUCCGCCAAGACGCUGCACAAUAUUUCGGAGAUGUUUUAUUACGCACAAAAGGCCGUGCUGCAUCCCACAUCUCCACUGUAUAUUAUGGAAGAUCAAGAUCUAACGCCUGCCUGCAAGAAGUCGCUGGUGCGCAUAUUCAAGAUAUGCGACAUUGAUAGCGAUAAUCUUCUUAAUGAUUACGAGCUGAAUUUGUUUCAACGUCGCUGCUUCAACACACCGCUGCAGCCGCAAAUACUCGACGAGGUCAAGGCCGUCAUACAAAAGAACGUGCCGGAUGGCAUCUACAAUGAUGCAGUGACACUAAAAGGUUUUCUCUUUCUGCACUGCCUGUUCAUACAGCGUGGUCGCAAUGAAACCACUUGGGCAGUGCUUCGACGCUUUGGCUACAAUGAUCAGUUGGAGAUGUGCCAGGAGUAUUUGCGACCGCCCUUGAAAAUACCACCAGGCAGCAGCACAGAGCUUUCACAUCGUGGCCAACAGUUUCUAAUUGCACUUUUUGAGCGAUACGAUCGCGAUGGCGAUGGCGCUCUAUCCCCAGAGGAACACAAAAUGUUAUUUAGCACUUGCCCCGCAGCGCCCUGGUCGUAUUCUACAGAUAUACGCAAGUCGUGUCCCACCAAUGAUGCGGGUUGGGUGACAUUGCAUGGCUGGCUGUGUCGUUGGACUCUGCUAACGUUGCUCGAUGUAGUCAAGACGCUGGAGUAUCUUGGUUAUCUGGGCUUCAGUGUACACGAAAAUGACAGUCAGCUGGCAGCUAUACAUGUCACUCGGGAGCGUCGCAUUGAUUUGGCCAAGCGUCAAAGCAGUCGCUCCGUCUACAAAUGCCAUGUAAUUGGACCAAAGGGCUCUGGCAAGACAGGUAUGUGUCGCGGUUUUCUUGCCGAGGACAUGGCCAAGCUAGUGGGCAAGGAGUUCAAGACGAAUGUGGUGCACUGCAUUAAUUCGGUGCAGGUCUAUGGCCAAGAGAAGCAUUUAAUAUUGCGCGAUAUCGAUGUGCGUCAUGUGCUGGAUCCGUUGCAGCCUCAGGAAGUCAACUGCGAUGUGGCUUGUCUGGUCUAUGAUGCCUCUAAUCCACGCUCCUUCGAGUAUGUGGCACGCAUAUACAUAAAAUACUAUGCGGAAAGCAAAAUACCCGUUAUGAUAGUGGGCACCAAGUGUGAUCUCGACGAGCGACGCCAGGACUAUUUAAUGCAACCAGCCGACUUCUGUGAGAAAUACAAACUGCUGCCACCGCAUAUGUUCAGCUUAAAGACCAACAAAAAGGAACUUUACACUAAGCUGGCCACUAUGGCAGCGUUUCCGCGUUUUCAAGCUGCCUGGAUACUGUUCUAUAGACACAGGUUGGUACAGCUUUGGGAAUCGGCACAUUUGCGGCAAUUUGGACUCAUGACGGAGGACCCCAAGAUUUGGAUUAAAGCUGGUCUGGGCGUCGCUGCUGCUACUGUGCUGGGAUUUAUAGUGCUAAGAGCCUUUGGCGUAGGUGGUUCUAAUUCACGUUAAGAGUUUAAUAUGCUUAGAGCCAUAUAACUUAAUAAUGAGUUUAGUUUCGUUUAUAAAAUACUUUUGGCGUUUUGUAAAUCAAAAUUUAUUGUGAAAAAAUACUAUGCAGUAGUGUUGCAAUGCGAAAACUUUAAUUUGCAGCAACUCAAUACUAAGUCAUGUACAUAUAAACGUUAAAAGCAAAUUAUUCAAUUAAAUGCCAGCAAAGUUUAUAGACAGAUUCCAAGAGCCGCUGAGUGUCAGGUCUGGAGCAAAGGCAGGGAAUUGGCAAAUUAAACUUAUGUUUGGCUUGACGCACGUUGCAAACGCAUUUCUAGGACUUACAUAUAGUAGUAUAUACUAUGUUGACAUAAAUAUAUAUAAUUUGUAAACUUUACUCUUCACUUUCGCCGUUAAGUCUAUAUAAUCAAUAUAUUUAUGACCAUCACGCAUGCAAUGUUGUGAUUACAUUUUGUAAACCCAAUGCAUAAACAGAAACAUAUACUCUACUAUAUAUUUACAUAUAUCUAUAGUGCUAUACAUUCAUACCUAUAGUUUGUGGUAUCUUUGUAAAUACGCGCAAAUUUCGCCUGAGCAAUAAA